Molecule: messenger RNA, 2341 nt
Organism: Raphanus sativus (radish)
Lineage: Eukaryota; Viridiplantae; Streptophyta; Magnoliopsida; Brassicales; Brassicaceae
Product: serine/threonine-protein kinase AGC1-7
Exons: 3
Coding region: 171-2195 (674 amino acids)
Biological process (GO): protein phosphorylation
Cellular component (GO): nucleus; cytoplasm; plasma membrane
Molecular function (GO): ATP binding; protein serine/threonine kinase activity
Source: RefSeq, a predicted model, not a curated record
UCUCUUCGUUCCAGGACAACAAUUCUCAUGUUCCUAAAAAAAAAAACUAGGAUAAUUCAUCAGAAGUUUACCUUUCCCUGUAAAAUUUGAUCUAUGUCCAUGGUUUCCCCAAUCUUCAGACAUGGAAGGUUUCUCUGACCUGGAAGACUCGCCUUGCCUUCUCUCUAGUAAUGUUAUCGAAGCGCGGAAAGAAGCUUGACUCCUCUGAGGUAGGUACAUGCGAGGCUGCCUUAAAGCACAAUGAUCAUAAGUUUUCAUAUAUAUUGCAACUGAGAUCUUUUUUUUCUUUCUAUUUUCUUGUGCAGUCAAGUCAUCAAUCAGCUAAUCUUACUGAUUAUCCACCGUUAAAUAUCAUUCAUCCAACUCCACAACCAUGCAGAGAGAUGCAGAAGCCAUUGUUCGAUCAGAGGAAGAUGGAAAAUCUUAUACAACCAGAACCCGCUGGGUCCAACAGUCACUACAAUCUUGUCCCCAGUCCGAAAAUCCCAUCUUCCGCAACCACCACGCAAAGAGAUGCAGCAACAACCAUUGUUCAUCAAUCUCCUCCACAACCACGCAAAGAGAUGCAGAAGCCAUUGUUCGACCCCAAGAAGAUGGAAAAUCUUAUAAAACCAGAGCCGGUUGGGUUCAGUAAUCACAACCGCCCCACCCCCAGCCCAAAAAUACCAUCAAGUACCACGCAAAGAGAUGCAUCAACAACCAUUGUUCAUCAAUCUCCACAGCCACACAAAGAGAUGCAUAAGCCAUCGUUCGAUCCCAAGAAGAUUGAAAAUCUCACAAAACCAGACCCCGCUGGGUUCAGUAAUAAUCACCACCGUCCUGUCCCAAGUCCGAAAAUCCCAUCCUCACCCGGUUCCAACAUGACCGAGUCACAACUGGUCAAUACCAAUACCAACACCAACACCAAACCAAACAACAACAGCAGCAACAACAAUAGCAACGGCAGUAGCAAUAUGAGUUCAAGAAACAACAGCAUCGAGAGCACUUCCUCUAACCCCUCGAAGCCACACACAGGUGGUGACAUCAGGUGGGACGCUGUGAAUACGUUGACCUCUAAAGGAGUCCAGCUCGGGAUCAGCGAUUUCCGGCUCCUGAAACGACUCGGUUAUGGAGACAUUGGGAGUGUUUACCUAGUUGAGCUCAGAGGGACCAACACCUUUUUCGCCAUGAAAGUGAUGGACAAGGCGUCCUUGGUUAGCAGGAACAAGCUGUUGCGAGCUCAAACAGAGAGAGAGAUCUUGUCUCAGCUUGAUCACCCGUUCUUGCCCACAUUAUACUCUCAUUUCGAGACUGAUAAAGUCUACUGCUUGGUCAUGGAGUUCUGCGGUGGCGGCAAUCUCUAUUCCUUGAGACAGAAGCAACCCAACAAAUGGUUCACUGAAGACGCCGCGAGAUUGUUUGCUUCUGAAGUGCUAUUGGCAUUGGAGUAUUUACACAUGCUCGGAAUAGUAUACCGUGAUUUGAAGCCAGAGAAUGUUCUGGUCAGAGACGACGGACACAUCAUGCUCUCCGACUUCGAUCUCUCCCUCCGAUGUUCCGUAAAUCCAACCCUCGUCAACUCCUCCUCCUCCUCCGGCGGCGGAAGCGGUCGUCCGGUCGGAUUCAUCGAAGAGGAACCCCAAGCGUCCACAUUCUUCCCGCGCAUCCUCCAAUCCACAAGAAAAAACCGUAAGGCCAAAUCAGACUUCGGACUAUUCGUAAACGGAUCCAUGCCUGAGCUCAUGGCGGAGCCGACAAACGUGAAAUCGAUGUCGUUCGUGGGGACGCACGAGUACUUAGCACCGGAGAUCAUCCGGGGAGAGGGUCACGGAAGCGCCGUUGACUGGUGGACACUAGGGAUCUUCAUCUACGAGCUCCUCUACGGUUCGACGCCGUUUAAAGGACAGGAGAACCGCGCGACGCUCCACAACGUGAUCAAACAGGCGCUGAGGUUCCCCGAUCUCCCUCACGUGAGCUCGGCCGCGAGGGAUCUCAUCAAGGGGCUGCUGGUCAAGGAGCCGCAGAAGCGGAUCGCUUAUAAACGAGGCGCCACAGAGAUCAAGCAGCAUCCGUUCUUCGAAGGCGUGAACUGGGCAUUGAUACGGAGCGCGACGCCGCCGCACGUGCCGGAACCGGUGGAUUUCACUGCGUUCGCGAGCAAGGGAGAUGGCGGGAAGAAGAGUAACACUAAUCAUAAUGAUUUUGAAUACUUUUAGCAAUUUUAUAAUGACUAUACAAUUCAUUAUACACCUCUUUUCAAACAUUUAAUUAAUACUUUUUGUUGUCUUUAUUUAAUUAGAGAUCAAUACCAAGUGUAUAAAACGUGAAUUUAAUUCAACUAUUUGUAAUUUUUGUAUAUAUA